Diceros bicornis minor is the source of this 1492-nucleotide messenger RNA. It is a transcript of the gene NUPR1, whose product is annotated as nuclear protein 1, transcriptional regulator. Gene Ontology annotation, cellular component: nucleus. NCBI's taxonomy places the organism in Eukaryota, Metazoa, Chordata, Mammalia, Perissodactyla, Rhinocerotidae. Bases 802 to 1053 code for a protein of 83 amino acids. The record is from RefSeq and is a predicted model, not a curated record. The transcript has 3 exons. Gene Ontology annotation, biological process: negative regulation of cell population proliferation; negative regulation of cell cycle.
CAGAGGAGAAAACUGAGGCUCAGCGGUGGAAGGUGACUUGCCUAGGAUCACACAGGCAGUAGUGGAUCAGGGGUUUGAACCCAGGGCAUCUGGCUCCAGCAUCUGCACUCGUAACCACUCUGCUAGCCUCUCUCUCAGGUGAGGAAAUUACCUAGGGACCCAGUUCAGGAUAUUAAGGGGGCUUUCCAGAUGUUUCUUAUAAAAGAGGGGGUUGGGUGUCCCAGGGGUGAGAACCACUGACAGAGCACAUAGAGUGUUGAUAUCCUCUCCCUCUCCCUUUUCACUCCGUAUUCUGCCACCAUGGUCCUGAAUCUGAGCCACAAUUGGGGUGGGGGUGGGGGUCAGCUGUGUGGCCAUGAGCCCAAGCCCAGGAGGGGCACGUUGCAGAGGGCAGGAGACAGACAGCAAGGAGUUGGCCAAGUGAGGCCCUCAGUUCCCUGCUGGCCCUGAUCUUCAGAACUGUUUAUGCCCAGACCCUGCCUCUCCUCCUCCCCGCUGAGGGGCGGGGAUCUCCUCUGUGGAAAAAUACCCAGCUGGGCGAGCCCCGGUGAGAGGAGGAGGGAAGGGGGGCUGGGACUCACGGGACGACUCUUUUUCCCUCUCGUGACUGGUGUUUACUGGGCCGGGUUCUGGGAAAGGGCCUGAUUGCAUCAGACAGGGCCUGAGGGGCUGGAGCCAGACUGUGGGCUGAGGAGGAGACGUGGCCUUAUAAGUUGGGGCCAGUGAACUGGGAGGUGUCAGGAAACCAGACACAAACAAAGCUUUAGAAGACGAGAGACAGACAGCAAGAGUAAGCCAGACAUGAUGGCCACCUUCCCGAAAGCAGCCAGCCCAUCCCGGCAGCCCCCAGACCCGGAGGACGAAGACCCCAGCUUGGAUGAGUACGACCUCUACAGCCUGGCUCAUUCUUACCUGCGAGUGGGAGGCCGGAAAGGUCGCACCAAGAGAGAAGCUGCUGCCCACACCAACCGCCCCAGCCCUGGUGGGCAUGAGAGGAAGCUGGUGACCAAGCUCCAGAAUACCGAGCGAAAAAAGCGAGGGGCACGGCCCUGAGACAGAGCUGGAGAUGAGGCCAGAGCACGGACACCACAGCAAUGGAGAAAGGACUUCGGAAGAAUCAGCACCUGGGGGCCGGAUCCAGGCCUGCUUGCCCUCCGCCCCACCCCCAGGACUUACCCCACCUGACUGAGGCUCCAAGGGGCCACCAAGGAAGCGCCCCCAGCCCCAGAAAAAGGACAAGAUGGGGAGCAAGAGGCAGGGGAUAGAGAGGCAGAGUCAUGAAGGUACCCCCAAAAAGAAAGACGCUGAAGACCCGGGAGCUCCCUAGGGUGGCAGCGACAAUAAACAAAAUUCAGCAGCUGCAGCCUGUGUGUGGUUUUUGUCCUCUCUCUCUGUUUCUGCCCGCAUGUGUCUGCAUUUGCAUGAGCCAGUGAGAGCAUUUCUUGUUAGUGUUUGUGUUUGGUUAUGUGUCUGGGAGGGGCGGUUCCUGAUU